AUGGCGGAGAUCACAGUCAGCACGCGAGCAUACUGCAAAUUGCUUUUACAUGCCGCUAAAUACCCACAUUGCUCUGUAAACGGUGUACUAUUGGCAGAACAGUCCAAGUCUAAAGAACACAGAAAUUUAAAAUUUGUAGACUGUAUUCCAUUAUUUCAUCUCACACUCGGCCUGUCUCCGAUGUUGGAGGCAGCACUUCUACAGAUUGAUGGAUACUGUAAAAGUGUUGGAUAUGUGGUAGCUGGCUAUUACCAGGCUAAUGAAAACUAUUCUGACUCAGAGUUGAACUGUAUUGCCCGAGUUGUAGGGAGAAAGAUCAGUGAGAACUACCAAGACUCGUGUAUCUUUAUGAUUGAUAAUGAGAGAGUUUCACCAGAAUCUGUACGGGAGGUCUAUAGAACAUAUUCCUUAAAAGACACAUACUGGAGAGAAACUGAAAAAAGAUCAACUGUUGAUGAGGAAACAAUGCAGACAGCGGCCACAUUGCUCACAUCAGGUGCUUAUACGCAACUCACAGACUUUGAUAAUCAUUUUGAUGAUUUGACAAAUGACUGGCUUAACACGCCCAUCAAUGAUAUGAUCAAACGAUGUACAUAGUGAGAACUACUAUCAGAACAACAGACCACAGGAUUGAUGUUGUUAGACUUGUUUACACUUGUGGAGUUGGUGCAAUAACAGACCUCAGCAUUGAUCUUGUAAGACCUUAUGACAGGUCACAGAUGGUGCAUUGGACUAUCUUUCCAUUGAUAAGGAAUAGCAUGACUUACCUUCAAAUUGUUUGCUGAUUUAGGCAGACUUUUUUCAAUACCAUCCUCAUGUUUCUGAUUAAGAAUUAUUCUUUUCUCUGAUUCAAGCUAAUCUUCAUUCUGUUCAGAGGGAUAGGAUGGUAGGUUAGUACCAGUUCUUUCAGUAGAAGGUGAUGGUUAUUACAGGCUACACCAAGAAUUAUGUUGCCCUUCAAUCAUUACCCAUGCUUGUGUUAAGUUAAUAGGGUUUGUAGGGAACAUAAAGAACUGUUGCUUCCUCUGAUCCAAGCUGCAUUUGAGAGAUAGGUGGCAGGAUAUAUCAAGAACUAUUCUUUCCUCUGAUUAAAGCUAGGGUAAAAUGAUACGGAUUACAAUGUCCAUCUAUUACCUCUUCUAAUAAAGGUUGGACUAAGUUGAUAAUGGUGAGAGGGUACGCCUAGUACCAUUUCUUCCUCUUAGCAAAGUAUGUGUGCUUUACAGGAAAACACAUAUGUUUCUGUAUAUUAGGAAUAAAAAAAUUACUCUGAAAGUGAAAUUUUCUGAAAUUUUAUUUCGGUCUUUAGAUUGUAAUCUUUGUUUAAAGGGAACAGAACACUUCAGGUUUAAGUCAUUGCUCUCAUCCAACAAAGUCCGAGGAAUAGGCUGUGAGAAAUUUAGGACAGGCCCCUUGUUGUACAGUAAGGUUGGAUAAUAGAUCAGCUGAACUGCAGCAGUUUCUGUUACAAGUCAGAAUUCUUUUACAUAGAGUCCUCUCUGACAAAAGAGGUUAAUACUCUUACUGUCAGCGUGUUUGUUCAUCACAUAUGAAAAUGUUGAAUUCAUGAUAUAUGAAUUCCAUCAUCAGUGUCUACCACCUGUAAUCAUUAUCUUUCAAAGGAAAUAUUAUUCUUAUAUGUCAGAAAUUUUUGUUUGCACUUCAAAAUUGUGUAACACUGCAUUCCCACAACUGAAGUAUGAAGAAAUAGGAAUGGAGAUGGGAAACAUUAAUAGAAGUGGUGGUUAGCAUGUAAUUUGUCAGCAUUGUAUUCCAGAAUUUCUUCUAUUAAAGUGAUUGUUUAUGUUAGUUUGAAAUAAGUGUCAGUAUAUAUAUGUGGUUGGUUGACUGGACUCUGAUUGGAGUGUACUAGUGUGUGGAAGUUCUAAAUAGAGUACACCUCUAUUUAAUACUAUUUAAAUCUGUUCUGGCAGAUUCAUAUGUAUAUUCACCCUAGAAGUCAUGCAUGCCUCUUUAUACCUUCAACUUUUCGAAAAAAAAGAUUGUCAUGCUAAACUUUGUUUUGCUAAAACUAGUUUCAAAAUGAUUUCCACAUUUUUUUUUAAAAGUUUACUUUAUUGUAUAUUGUAUGUCAUAAUGAUAAUUUUGAUGAAUCAAAUCAUUGACAAUGAAGCAUUUUUACUGCAUUCAGAUGAGCAUGAGUCACCACGUUUACAAUCGCUCUUGCUUAGAAUAUGUAGUUGGUCUGUCCUGUUGUGGACCAUAUUUGUAGUCUCAGCCAUGUUUACUGUCCCUCCUUGGUUAGACAAUGUAGUGGGCCUGUCCUUGUGUAGACCACGUUUACUGCCCUUCCUUGGUUAGACUAUGUAGUGGGCCUGUCCUUGUGUAGACUACGUUUACUGCCCCUCCUUGGUUAGACUAUUUAGUGGGUCUGUCCUUGUGUAGAUCAUAUAUGUAGUUCUCCUUUAUUUGUCAGAGUAGAGGACGUGAUCUGUUCAUUGGAAAUAUAUAUGGUAUAUGUGGUUUAGCUAAAUGAACAUUGAAAUACAACGCAUACUAAGAAUACAAUAUUAAAAGCACUGUAACCAGGGUUGUAUAAGGUGUUGUCCUGUACGUUUAUACAUUGUUAUUGUAGUUUGUUUCACCUGUACUUUCAUGGCAAGUCAGGUUUUUCUAUCCAAGAUCUCUUUCUCAGCACACAUUGUAUUAUACAAAGUGAAAAUGAAGAUAUUUUUUUCUAAAUUAAGCAUUGUUGUAUUAGCAUUGCAAUGAUAUAUUUAUCCCAGUUUAACAAUAUGUGUAUUCAAAACAUUUAUGUUGCUAUAUUGUCAUUGUAUAAAAACCACACAGCACAUGCAAUGUAUCAUGCUAUUAUCACCUUAGUGAUGUGUCCAGUCAGUCACCACUGUGUAAAGGAAAAAUGGAAAUAGUGUCAGAAAAACAAUGUAUCAUGCUAUUAUCACUUUAAUGAUGUGUCCAGUCAGUCACUGCUGUAUAAAGGAAAAAAUGGAAAUACUUGCGGAAGGGUAGUCUUGAGGUAUUACAUUAUAUUUACAUUACAUUAUUACAUUCUAAUGCUUGUUUAUGUGAUAUCAAAUUUGUUGAACUUGUUUUUCCAUUUUUGAAAAAUGGCAAACACUUUUAGUGAAUGAAAUUUCUUUUCAAUAUAACACAAGUGUUCAUGGUAAAUUAUCUAUUUACCUUUGUUAGGAUAUAUUUAUCAUUUUCCAUUUGCUAAACAUCAAGCUACAGUUGUAUUGCUUAUGUUAUUGAAUGGAUUGCUGCUUAUAAGAAAGUUAAAAAUAUAAUUAUUGACAUGUCUUUAAGUGAAUACGGUGAAUAUUUGAGCCUGAUCUACGGUUGAUAUGUUUGAGCAAGGUAUGAAUGUUUAGAAUUGACCAAUCUGUAAAAGGGGGAAAAUCACCAUUGUGUAAUAAAACAGUUUAUAGAUCAAAGUGGCGAUUAAGACUGAGAUUCUGCAGACAAUUUUUGACAAGUCAGCCCUGCUGACAAUCUGAUAGCACUGAGACAGGAGUGAAUACCAGGAUAGUUUUGUUGCUGGACCAGAGUUGUAACUUUAAGGAGUACUAAAUAUUGUGCUUAAGCAGAACAAUACACAUAUGACUUUAUUAUAUUGCAAUAAAUUCUGAAGCAAAACAAAAAAAACUGAGGUAUGCAUUAAUUUAUUUUCUUGUUUGUUCUUUUGUAGAUAUAAUGAUAUGGAUGUCAAUUACAUAAGGCACAGUAAUAGUGAUAUGUCAAAUUUUCAUUGAAAAGAAAGAUGAAUUCUCUAUCAGUUCAUGAUUUUCAAAGAAUAACAAAAAUGAUAAGUAGAUCUUAUAUUUUGUGUUUUAUUUAAAGAUGAUUGAGUAAGUAGUCUGACAUCUUUUAUGAUAGACUGUUUACUACACAGGUUGAUUUAGGCCUGUGCUGUCAUUAUUGUUAAAAAAACUUCACCAGACAUUUUGUAUAUUGUAAACAAACCUCCCCAGGAGUGGCAAACAUAAAAAGAUCAAUGUGACUGUUA
Molecule: messenger RNA, 3988 nt
Organism: Ylistrum balloti
Lineage: Eukaryota; Metazoa; Mollusca; Bivalvia; Pectinida; Pectinidae
Product: ER membrane protein complex subunit 8-like
Exons: 5
Coding region: 1-597 (198 amino acids)
Cellular component (GO): EMC complex
Source: RefSeq, a predicted model, not a curated record